Neohortaea acidophila is the source of this 990-nucleotide messenger RNA. Its product is annotated as 14-3-3 domain-containing protein. The record is from RefSeq and is a predicted model, not a curated record. NCBI's taxonomy places the organism in Eukaryota, Fungi, Ascomycota, Dothideomycetes, Mycosphaerellales, Teratosphaeriaceae. The transcript has a single exon. Gene Ontology annotation, cellular component: cytoplasm. Gene Ontology annotation, biological process: signal transduction. The annotation marks the transcript as partial.
AUGGCCGUCUCCCAAAUCGAAGAAAAGAUUCUAGGUCGUCUUGCAAAGGACAGCCUCCCAUUGAAUGAAGGCCUUGCUACCUCCCUCUACCAGGUGCUCGGCCUCUCAAUUAUGCUGUCCAAGAAGCUUCUCAAAGCACGUCGGUAUCGAAGAUUGGACACGAAUCGCAACACCAAGUCUCUACAGCUAUAUCACCACAUCAUCUGGUUGACGCGGGAGGGGCUCUUGAUCACUGAACAAAACAUUCUGCCAUAUUGUCAGAGUGGCCAGUACGGUGGUGAAUGCCGCGUAAUGGCGGCCAAGCUACGUGCCUCGUUCUAUCACGUCCUUUGUCUCUUCCACAACCACCCAUCCUCCAGUCCGCUGAGCUCAAGGGCAUACGACACGGGGGGCUCGCCAUCCUCCGUCCUCGCGCCGAAAGCGGACAAUGGACAAAAUCGUCCAUCAGGGAAGAAACGUCAGAACGACGGCACAGAGAGUGAAGAAGGUCCACGAAGAAAAGGCAAAGCACCUCUACGCGACCCCGUCCUCUCAAUGACCUCGGACGCAUCGUACGUCACCAAUCCAUACACAGGCACGCAAGGGCAAACUCCACCCCCCACGAUGCCGCCACCUCCCAUACCGACAGAAGCAAGACGCACUCCCGCGCUUCCACCAGGUCUAAAUCCAAUCAGCAUUCCCGCGAACGCAGCCUCGGCCUCCUUCCUCCUACCCGCCCUCGACUACGUCCCAAUCGCCAAAGAAUACUUCAACGCCGCGCAGUACCUAGCGACCAACCUCCUCUUCCCCGCUAAUCCGCUCCGCCUCUCCCUUUCCCUCGAACACGCCGCGUUCCUUCAAGACUGCAGCGACGAGCCCGACCGAGCGCGCCGACUAGCCAGAGCCGCAAUCAAAGACGUCUACGCCUCAUCGGAAGGACUGGACGACGAGGAGUUCGCAGACGCUUCCACGCUCGUGCAGUUGCUAGGUGGCGUGGUGCGCCGCAACAGC